GAUACAGACCUAGGUGGGUAGGUGGAUAUCACGGAUAUCUUGAUACAGACAUUGUAUUUUUAAUUUCAAUGAAAGAAACGCUUAUCACUUAUCGAGCAGAAUGAUAGAUAAACUAUUCAGGAAACAACAUUGCCAGCAAUAAUUAUUAAUUAAUAACCGAAUAAACAACUGAUAUAAUUCCAAAAAGAAUAAAUAAUAGUGUUUCAACAACAUUAAUUUUAAUUCAUGCUCAUAGCUCAUUGAGUGUGUCAAUCAUAUAAAAAAGAUAAAAUGAUGUACUUUCCAUAUAUUUCGUUAUUUUUAACCUUUUGUGGACUGGCAUUAGCUGAAUUUGAAGAAAAUGUACAUAUUGACGAUAGUAAAUUUGGACCAUUGGAACAACCAGAUUCUCCAAAAAAUUUUACAUCUGUACCGCAAGUAACUGAUUUUACUGAUAUCCUAACUAUAAGUAAUGCCAUAAAGAGCUUUCAGAAAAAAAUGGAAGAAGAACAUAAUUACUUGCCAACUAUGCAAGCAUAUUUAACAACAAGCACUGCUAGUAAUGGUGGGAAAGAAUUCAAAUUAAGUACAUUUUUAUCGUCAGUUAUAUAUGCUGAAAUUGUUACUGACAAUACAAAUACCAGUCAACCAUCUAUUAAUGAACCAUUAGCUAAUGUUACAACUGCUAAUAAUUCAAGGAUUGUAAAUUGUACCACACUUGUACCUUUAAAUCAAACAGAAAUUUCAGUUGAGGUUGUUAAUUCAUCACGACUUGGAUAUGUCUUAAAAUCUGAUCCUGAAGUAACUAAUCGUCGUGAAUCUGGCGUUUGUUCAUUAGUGUUAUUUUAUGCUAGAUCAUGUCAAUUCAGCACUUUAGCUGCACCUCAUUUCAAUGUACUUCCAAGAAUAUUUCCUCAAAUUAAAAUGGUAGCUUUUAAUGCUAUAUCUGAACAAAGAUACAAUACAAUGUAUGGUAUAACUGGAGUGCCAUCAUUAGUUCUAUUUCAUAAUGGAAAACCUAUUGCCAAAUACAAUGGUUCGGAUUAUUCACUUUAUGAGUUUACUAAAUUUGUUAUUAGACAUACAGAUCUCACUCCAAAUGAAAAGGUAGAAAUUUCUGUGACAGAUUUUGUAAAACCUGUUCCUGGAUUUGGGAACCGUGAUUAUGAUUAUUCUCUUUGGUUAGCAUGGUUUGUAAUUAUAUUCUGGAUACUAGUUUAUGUUAGGACUAUGCAAUUUUGGAGAAAAUUUGUUGAAGACAUAAAGAAUAUAUGGCGUGAAGCUGAAGCACAACAUGAACAUGCAGAUUAAAUUAAUGUAAAUAUUUUCUAUACAGUGUUAUUGUUUUAUUUAUUUUUAAAUUUCUUUUGCUAUUUUUAUUGUUCAUAGUAAUGAUAAUAUAUAUGUAAAUAAUUGUAAGUUAUUUGAAA
Messenger RNA from Rhopalosiphum maidis (corn leaf aphid), 1409 nucleotides. It is a transcript of the gene bug, whose product is annotated as thioredoxin domain-containing protein 15. NCBI's taxonomy places the organism in Eukaryota, Metazoa, Arthropoda, Insecta, Hemiptera, Aphididae. The transcript is spliced from 7 exons. The record is from RefSeq and is a predicted model, not a curated record. Bases 271 to 1290 code for a protein of 339 amino acids. Gene Ontology annotation, biological process: cilium assembly. Gene Ontology annotation, cellular component: cilium.